AUGGUCCCCAAUGAAGCCCUUCAAUACCAAGGAAUUGUCCAACUGCUUCAACAUUUUGGGUGGAAAUGGGUCGGGCUCAUUACUCUGGAUGAUGAAGGGGGAGAACACUUCUUGCGGACCAUGAAGCUAAUGCUUUCCCAGAAUGGCAUCUGUUCAGAGUUCACAGAAAGAUUCGAAGCAUACUGGCAGUUCUUUGACUGGGUUGAGACUUUCAAUGGUAUACUGAGUCAUCUUCCAAUUUUCUUGGAGAAGAAAGCCACUGUAUUUAUUAUUUAUGGAGAAAGUUUAUCCAUUGUGUGGCUGGCUAAUGUUAUAUUGAUUACAACUAUUUUUCCUGUCACACAUCAUGAGUAUAGCGCAACUAUCGCUGAAGGGAAAGUGUGGAUUACAACAGCCCAAAUAGAUUUCAUUUUACACUACAUUCACAAGCCUGUUAAUAUGCAAAUGUUCCAUGGCGCUAUUUCCUUCACUAUUCAUUCAAAAGAGCCUCCAGGUUUCCAAGAAUUUCUUCACAUUAUCAACCCCUCUGGAGCAAAAGCAGAUGGUUUUAUCACAGAAUUCUGGGAGCAAGCUUUUGGGUGCCCUAUCACAAAUUCUGAUGCACCAAGUGACAACACUGAAUCAUGUACUGGGCAGGAAUCGCUGCAGAGCCUAACUUCACCUUUCUUUGAAAUGAACAUGACUGGCCACAGUUACGGUAUCUACAAUGCUGUCUAUGUUGUUGCUCAUACUUUAUACAGCACUUAUAUUUCUCCAUUCAACCACAGAACAAUGGCAGAAAUGAGAGGGCUGGCACCUCAACAUUUGCAACCCUGGCAGUUCUACUCUUUGAUUCAAAGGAUCUCAUUCAACAACACCGCUGGAGAGGAAAUUAUGUUUAAUGACUGUGGAGAGUUAGCAGGUGGAUUUGAUGUUACCAACUUGAUCACUUUCCCAAAUAACUCCUAUACCAGGGUCAAAGUGGGAAGGCUGGAUCCUCACGCUCCUCCAGGGGAAGAAUUGACCAUAGCUGAGGACAAAAUCAACUGGCAGAGAACCUUGACUCCGCUGCCACCUCUUUCCCUCUGUAAUGACCCCUGCAAUCCAGGUUACAGCAAGAAAAAGAAGGAGGGGGACGAAUUUUGCUGCUAUGAAUGUACUCCAUGUCCAGAUGGGAUGUUCUCAAACCAGAAGGACAUGGAAACUUGUGUCAAUUGUCCAGAAGAUCACUAUCCAAACAAGUUCCAGGGCGAAUGCAUUCCUAAGAUUCUGAAUUUCCUAGCUUUUGAAGAAACAUUAGCCAUCAUUUCCAUUUCUUCAGGACUUCUAUUGUCUCUGAUCACAGCGCUGGUGCUUGGCAUCUUCAUUAGGCAACGGGACACUGCCAUGGUCAAAGCAAACAAUCGAAGCCUCACCUACAUUCUCCUCAUCUCCCUCCUCUUGUGUUUCUUCUGUUCCUUCCAGUUCCUCGGAAAGCCUAAGAAGGUCACCUGCCUACUUCGACAAACUGCUUUUGGUAUCGUCUUCUCUGUGUCCCUCUCCACCAUCUUGGCAAAAACCGUAUCAGUGGUUUUGGCAUUCAUGGCUACCAAACCAGGAUCCCAGAUGAGGAAGUGGGUGGGAAAAGGAUUGGGGUACUCCAUUGUCCUCUCCUGCUCCAAUAUUCAAGCAUGCAUUUGUGCUCUGUGGCUGGCAAUGUCUCCUCCAUUCCCAGAUGUUGACAUGACCUCAAUGUUGGAAGAAAUUGUACUGCUAUGUAAUGAAGGUUCUGUCCUCAUGUUCUGUUGUGUUCUGGGUUACAUGGGUCUGCUGGCCAUUGUCAGCUUCACUGUGGCCUUCCUGGCCAGGAAAUUGCCUGACAGUUUUAAUGAAGCCAAAUUCAUCACCUUCAGCAUGCUGGUCUUUUGCAGUGUGUGGGUGUCCUUUGUUCCAACCUACCUCAGCACACAAGGAAAGCACAUGGUGGUUGUGGAGAUCUUCUCCAUCUUGGCCUCCAGCACUGGGUUACUCAGCUGCAUCUUUUUCCCCAAAUGCUACAUUAUUCUGGUGAGACCUGAGUUGAACACCAGACAGCAGCUAAUGCGAAGAAAGAUGUAA
Messenger RNA from Elgaria multicarinata webbii, 2076 nucleotides. RefSeq names its product vomeronasal type-2 receptor 26-like. NCBI's taxonomy places the organism in Eukaryota, Metazoa, Chordata, Lepidosauria, Squamata, Anguidae. Bases 1 to 2076 code for a protein of 691 amino acids. The transcript is spliced from 4 exons. The record is from RefSeq and is a predicted model, not a curated record. Gene Ontology annotation, biological process: G protein-coupled receptor signaling pathway. Gene Ontology annotation, molecular function: G protein-coupled receptor activity. Gene Ontology annotation, cellular component: plasma membrane.